Molecule: messenger RNA, 834 nt
Organism: Poeciliopsis prolifica (blackstripe livebearer)
Lineage: Eukaryota; Metazoa; Chordata; Actinopteri; Cyprinodontiformes; Poeciliidae
Product: macrophage mannose receptor 1-like
Exons: 3
Coding region: 1-834 (277 amino acids)
Source: RefSeq, a predicted model, not a curated record
AUGGGGAGGAAAGGCUGCUCUGCUCUCAUGCUUCUCCUCCUCUUUAACGCUGUGGCCUGGAUGGAAGCUGAGGUUCAAAUAACCAUUUACUUUCCUCCUCAGAAGCUGACAUGGGAGGCAGCAAGAGAGUACUGCCAGAAGUACCAUAUAGACAUGGUCACCUGGAACACGGUGGACCCAAACCUGCUGACGACGUGGCUGCUGGAAAGAGGCUUCACUACUGUCUGGAUUGGUUUGCACGAGGAUCCUGAGGAGUCAUUGGUCUGGAGGUGGAUCAAUGUGAAAACUGGUGAAGGCUUGACGGGUGAUGACGUCUCCGCCAGCUGCAACGGAAGCUUUACGCCUGGACUCGGCGGCAGCUGUGGCUCCUACAACAGCCUGACCAAACAGUGGGAGGGCAUCCAGUGCUUUUUACAGAGGCCCUUCAUCUGCUACGCUGACAACCUGGUCGUGGUGACAGAGAACAAAACAUGGGAGGAUGCUCUGAGUCACUGCAGGGAAAUGACAAACGCUACCUUCAAAUACGACCUCCUGAGCGUUACCAACUCGUCUGACUACGGCUACGUCAGCGACCGGAUCUACAGAGCCACCACAGACGAGGUUUGGACAGGACUGCGUUUUCUGGGAGGGGAGUGGUGGUGGUCGGACGGAAAGACGUUGGACCACCAGGAGAUGCUGCCGGACUGUCCGAACCAGCGGAGACACUGCGGGACCGUCUCCAAAUGUAGCACACCUAACAGGACCAGCAGGGACUGCUCAGAAAGAAGAAACUUCAUCUGCUCUCACGAAAAAGUUGCAAAUCGGGAUAAAAAUGUGCUGGCCUCUGCACUCUAG